AUGCCCUCUAUUAAGUUGCAGAGCUCUGAUGGAGAGAUACCUGAAGUUGAUGUGGAAAUUGCCAAACAGUCUGUUACUAUUAAAGCCAUGUUGGAAGAUUUGGGAAGAGAUGAUGAAGGAGAGGAUGUCUCAGCUCCUCUCCCAAAUGUCAAUGCAGCAACAUUAAAAAAGUUUAUUCAGUGCUGCACCCACCACAAAGAUGACUCCCCUCCUCCUGAGGAUGAUGAGAACAAAGAAAAGCAAACAAAUGAUAUCCCUGUUUGGGACCAAGAAUUCUUGAAAGUGGACCAAGGAACACUUUUGGAACGGAUUCUGGCUGCAAGCUGCUUAGACGUCAAAGGUUUGCUUGAUGUUACAUGCGAGACUGCUGCCAAUAUGAUGAAGGGGAAAACACCCAAGGAGAUUCAUAAGACCUUCCAUACCAAAAAUGACUUUACUGAAGAAGAGGAAGCCCAGGUACGCAAAGAGAACCGGUGCUGUGAAGAGAAGCGAAAGGCUCUGCCUGACCCUGUAACACUGUCAGAAUUGUUCCAAGUACGAGUUGCACAGCUCUGUUUCUGA
Suncus etruscus (white-toothed pygmy shrew) is the source of this 561-nucleotide messenger RNA. Its product is annotated as S-phase kinase-associated protein 1-like. NCBI's taxonomy places the organism in Eukaryota, Metazoa, Chordata, Mammalia, Eulipotyphla, Soricidae. Gene Ontology annotation, biological process: SCF-dependent proteasomal ubiquitin-dependent protein catabolic process. The coding region runs from base 1 to 561 and encodes 186 amino acids. Gene Ontology annotation, molecular function: cullin family protein binding. The record is from RefSeq and is a predicted model, not a curated record. Gene Ontology annotation, cellular component: nucleus; cytoplasm. The transcript has a single exon.